AAGCAUGGUGGCUAUCGUAUUGCAAGAUAUGGGCAUGAUGCGAUAUAGGUGGGGUAAAUUUGGUUCCCGUGUUUUGGGCGGGGCUAAAUUUGUUCCUGCGUUUUAUCGCGCGCCGUGAUUAGCUAGGUUCGGAGCAAAAGAUGUAAUGGGAAUUCACAACGAGAGUUUCUACAAGCUCAGACACACGAAUUUCUGGUAUCAUCGCAAUCCGGGCCUUAUCAAGGCCUUACCGGCGACGUUCCUGCUUUAUUUGUGAGGCAACUCUGAUGAUUUCCAUGGUUAAGUCUCUUUGUUUUGGUCGUUUUGAUAGAGAUAUGAACGCCGUCGAAAUUUCCUUGGUAGUGCAAGCAGGAAAGAUGCUGUAAGUAGGAGAGCGAGUUUGACCAAUUGGAAAUUCGUGGCCAGUCUAAAAACGUCGUUUGAGGGCGUAUUAUCACGAGCCUGAUAGUACCUCGCCGAGUCAUGACGGGGCGCAGUGUCACAAGAGCCAGUCUCGGCAGGGAAGCCCAGCUGGGAGACCUGUACGAUAUCAGGACCGAGAAAUUUCUGAAUGAAUCACUAUUCAUUUCAAAACUGGAAGAGGAUAUGGUAGAAACCAUGGACAUUGCUGAGACGGAGAUAGAGAUGACAAUGUCGGAUAGUUUAGAAGAGAAGUGCAAGAUUCUUGAUGUAGAAGACGAACUACAGCUGAGCGUUGCGGUCGGAAUGGUGGAACUGAGUGGUUCAGGAGCUUUCCUUGGAGAUGAGCGGAGGAGUGCAAUGACCCAAAGCAAGAGUCUCAUCUACAAACUGAGUACUGUCAACGAAGAGGUGAUGCUUCGCCAGAACAGAGAUAUCAUUGACAAGGAGGUGUUGUCCGGCACGAAUCCCAGUGCAACACAUGUCAUAGUAGGUAUUGAUUGGGGGGCUCAGUGUACAAUAACUUGUGAGUAUGAGAAGGAUGAAAAUGAGGAUGACUCGGAUGUUAGCAAAGAAAUGAAAAAAGGGCUUGAAAAAAUCAAGUACAUCCUAUAUGCAAAGGAGGAAGUAAACAUCUUAGAUGAUGAUAGGGAUACAGAUGUUGAUACCGAAACAGAUGACAGGAAAGAGUUUUAUAGGUAUAGGGCUGACGUUUUAACUACAGUUAAUUUCAUACCCACCACGUACGAAGGAGCAGUUGAGCUUGUUGUGUCCUUACCCACACUUCUUAAAAAUACCAAUAGUGGGAAAGGGGUCCCUGUCAAGUACUAUCUCACCUCUCUAGAAACUGUCGGGAAGAAGAUCAGGGUCAAGGCAACUAACGGCAUAACAUGCAAUGAUGUUGAUGAAUGCACCAUUCAGAAGUGUGCACAGGUCUUAGAAAAGGCAAAGGGGAAAUCCCAAAAGGUGCAUGACAUAUACCAUGAGAUGAAUCUAAAUGGUACAUUCAUUUCCGAUGAAGCCGUUGGUAGAGUUGGUCUUGUCUGGGAAGAGGUCACGCUGAAGGAAUCCCGUUUCAAAACCGAUCUCCAGGAAAGAGUUAAAAGGGUGAGAUCGGGGGAAGAUGAAUCGAGUGUCCUCGAAGAGUUCCUGAGUAAGGUGGAUUCUGAAGAAUCGUCUGCUUCCAAAUACGAGGAGGAAUUUGAACCAUACUUGCAGAAAGUGAGAUUCUUCAGGUCGAUGCUUAGCCACGGAGUCACGUGCAUCGGUAAGAACGAUGAACUCGAGACAGAUGCACUGGAAAACGCUUUUGUUUUCUAUAUUCCUAGUGGCAGCGAUUCGGAAUCUGUUGAGAAAAAUCGAGAGCUCCUCCUGCGCCUCUUGUCUACAUUCUCAGUGGAUGAGAUGAGUAAAUUCAUUGUGGUAGACCAGGAGAUUGUUUCAAGCCAUGUUUGGCCAGAUAAAGUGAAGAGACCAACUAUCGCCAAAUACGUAGACGGCAUACUUAAAUCUGAAGACCUCUAUGAAGAAGAGGGUCAACACCUUGAUGUGUGCAUGAUUCAAUUUGUAGGUCCAGUUACAAAAAAUUCUGCGCCUAGACAGCGAGCAAUUGUCAAACUAAGAUGCCCGAACGCUAUCGCCGGAAAUGGAAGAUGUGCUGGUGACCCGUCCAGAUGGAGAUGUUUGAAAUGCGGGCAGCCGGUAGAGUAUGGCCCAACUUCCAAGAUGUUCUACUGCAAAUGCGGAGAGUCGAAUCCUAAGGAUUCAAGGUUCCGCUGCAAUGAUCCACACCAUGGUUUGAAAUUUAUGGUGUACCCAAAGUACCUGCUCAGAGAUGACCUUUCACAGCUGAAGCCAAUGAAAGAAGUCAACAUCCUCAUCCUGGGUGAGACAGGUGUUGGAAAAUCAACGUGGAUCAAUGGGAUUCAGAAUUAUCUGUCAUUCGCCAAUUUAUCCGAGGCAAUGAAUUCUCAGGACUUCCCUGUCUUGAUCCCAUCAUCUUUCACCUUAACACAGGAUGGUGAACAAAAAAAAAUCAAAAUAGGGACAGAUGACCCCAACGAGGUCCAGGAAACUGGAAAAUCAGCCACGAAGGAACCGCGCUCAUAUGUCUUCACCGUGGGUGACAUACGAUUGCGUUUGAUUGACACACCUGGAAUUGGCGAUUCCGGAGGAGUGGAGAAGGAUGAAAUCAAUAUGAAAAAUAUUUUGUCCCAUCUCAUGUUCUACUCCGAGAUUCAUGCAAUAUGCAUACUCCUGAAGCCGAACAAUGCGCGGCUCACAGUCAUGUUCCGAUUCUGCAUCCAAGAACUGCUUGUCCAAUUCCACAAUUCUGCCAAGAGGAACAUUGUGUUCUGCUUUACGAAUGCCCGACAGACUUUCUACCAGCCAGGUGAUACAUUACCAGCUCUUAAUGAAGAGCUAGCCAAGAAGAAAGUCGGAAUUCAAGCAACGAAGGAUACCUACUUCUGUUUUGAUAACGAACCUUUUCGUUUUCUUGCAUGCAUAAAGAAUGGUGUAAAAUUCGGCGACGGUGAAAUGGCCACCUACUCUUCCAGCUGGGACAAGUCUGUAGAGGAAACGGGACGUCUUCUGAAGUACAUUCAAUGCCACUUGAAGCCGCACAAAGUUAAGGAGACCCUUGGCAUGAAUGAGGCUAGAAGGAUCAUCAUAGCCAUGAGCAAACCCUUAGCAGAGGUGGGCAACGCAAUCAAUCACAAUAUUGAUGCAGCAAAAGAAACCAAAGCUAAAAUUAGUCAUGCAGAUACUGAAAUGAACUCUUUGAGGAAAGACUUGAAGUUCAAAGGAUAUGACCUAGAACGAAAGGAACUGGGUUAUCCCAGGACAGUCUGUGCUGCCCCUGCGUGUGUCAGGUAUGUCCCAGUUGGACAGACAAAGGUACAGAACACGGUUUAUGAGACGAUUUGCCACCACCAAUGUGGAAUUCAAGGUGUUCCCGUCGAAACAACGGGUAAUCCGCAACUUGCUCGAUGUUGGGCAAUGACUAACCAAUGUUGUCGUAUCUGCAAUCACAGUUACCAGCAGCAUAUGCACUUGACUUAUGAAAUACAAUUAAGAGAGAAAGAGUUUCUCUCAACCCAGGCUCAACAACAAAUCAAUACCAUUUGCGACUCUAAAGCAAAGAAGGAAGCAUUCAUAAAGGAAAUCAACAAGAAAGUUGAAGAAUUGAAAGCUGAACAAAAGAUUAUCAUGGCAACUGGAGCAAAGUUUGGAUCGUUCCUGAAGGCAAAUGCUCUCAUUACGUACAACGACGCUGUAGAGGAAUACCUGGAAAUGUGCAUUAAGCAAGAGAAAGCAAAACCAGUCACCCUUCGAAAAGAAGGUGUGCUAGACAACAUGACUACAAUGAAAGAAGAGUACAAGAAACAGAUAGAGAUUCUUGACAACGCUAUCGCUGGGGGAGCCAACGAAAAUAUCAAAACACCAGAAGAGGUAAAAGAACUUCAGGAAGGGCUCUUUAAACUGAAACAUUUUGGUGGCACCCUCAGGAAGUUGUUUGAAGAGAUUUCUCUUCUUCAUACAGCCAGGGGCGUACCAUACGAAGUGGUACACGCCCAACCUCCCAAAAGAACCAAUCGAAGAAAGAACAGCGUGAAGACGAGUAGUUGGGGUGCAGUUACAAGCUAUGUUGGUAACCUUGUGUAUCGGCGUAAGCCAGCGUAUAAUCAAUAAGAAAAUGAGAUCUGGUCUGUCGUAUGUACCAAAUGCAAUACCGAUCAGAAGAGCUAAAACAUCCAAAGAAGGGACCAAAGUCGAAUGGGUGAUCGAACAAAACGCCUAAAUGGCCACUAUACUAGUUAGUCCUUCUGGAAAUAUCAAAGUACCCCCAAACAUGGAGAAAGAAAUUGCCAAAAUAUGUUGAAGCAGAAAAUCAUGUAUUUUUCCGUGUUCUUUCGAAUGAUAUUUUUGCCUUCAUCAAUAUUUAGGCAGACCGGCAGGGGUGUGAAAUCAGUGAUUCAUUGUGGCUGGCCCCCACAGUUAGAGGAGGAAGGGAAAGACGAGUGCCACGCUUU
Molecule: messenger RNA, 4433 nt
Organism: Lytechinus pictus (painted urchin)
Lineage: Eukaryota; Metazoa; Echinodermata; Echinoidea; Temnopleuroida; Toxopneustidae
Exons: 4
Coding region: 463-4092 (1209 amino acids)
Source: RefSeq, a predicted model, not a curated record